AAGCAUUCUGGGGCUUCGUGUUACAGGCCUUAUACGGGGCCGGGGCCCCUGUGUCUCUGCUGGUCUCUGCUAUUCUUAGCCUGUCUGUCCCUCAACCUCAGCAACCCUACAGGCAAGAAAUUCUUCUCCACCCAUAGUUUAGGUAUAAGGUUGUUAUUUGAAGCUUUGCGCUCUCACAGACCUGAGGUAUUAAGAUAGUUUGCGAAUUCGGGGGUCAGGCUCUGGGAGGAUUGCCUGUUUUUGUGCAGUCGCUCAGCUGUGCCCUGCUCUCUUUUCCUGUGUGCAAUUCGCAUGUGUACUUGUGUGUUCGAACGCGUGCCUGUGGGUUCAUUUGUGUGUCUUCAAAGGUUUCCACAGCACCUGACCCACCCACUCACCAGCACCACCACCGCCCCAGGCUGUUCGUCCUGAGAGCUGGGAGCAGACCAAGAGAGACGGUUGUGAACCCGGGGCUGACUGAGGAGGAGCCAUCGUUGAGGCACCGACUGGGACAAAAGGAUAGCAGAACCAGGGCGAAACAUCCAGGAGGAAGCGCACAGUCAGAAGGAGUUGUUAGCAGGUGGAGUGCUGACAUUUAACAGAAGAUGAGUACGUACACAGUGACUCUGAAUGGCCCUGCUCCAUGGGGCUUCAGACUACAGGGAGGGAAGGACUUCAACAUGCCGCUCACUAUCUCCAGGAUAACUCCUGGGAGCAAGGCGGCCGGCGGCAGCCUGGCCCAGGGUGACAUCAUCUCAGCCAUCGACGGUGUCAGCACUGAGGGGAUGACGCACCUGGAGGCCCAGAACAAGAUCAAGUCUGCCAUCCACAAACUGUCGCUCACAAUGCAGAAAUCAAGACGUCCUGCUCCAGUUCCCACGGCAACUCCAAGAAUGGACUCACCUAUGCCAGUCAUCGCACACCAGAAGGUCAUUGCAAACACAGCAGCAAAUGUGGAGUACACCCCCAGCUUCAACCCCAUAGCCCUGAAAGACUCUGCCCUCUCCACCCACAAGCCCAUUGAGGUGAGGGGUCCAGGAGGAAAGGCCACCAUCGUUCACGCCCAGUAUAACACACCAAUCAGCAUGUACUCACAGGACGCCAUCAUGGACGCCAUUGCAGGACAAUCGCAGGCUAAGGGUCACGAAAGUGGAGCGCUGCCCAUCAAGGAGCCUGUAGUAGACUGCGCCUCUCCAGUUUACCAAGCAGUGAUCAGGCCAGGAGAGACGAACCAGGACAUGUCCGAGUGGGCUCGCCGUGCUGCCAACCUGCAGUCUAAAAGCUUCAGGAUCCUGGCCCACAUCACUGGCACUGAAUACAUGCAAGAUCCAGAUGAAGAGGCACUUCAGAGGUCGAGAGAGAAGUUUGAGUCAGAGGUCAAAGGGCCUCGCUUCGCCAAGUUGAAGAACUGGCACCAGGGACUGUCUUCACAGAUCCUCAACAUCCAGGAAUAAUUGGGGAAAGGAAAUGCAGAAAGAGGAAGCAUAAGAGAUGGGAGGGGGACAUGCAAACAUGGGCAAAAGUAUAAGCAUUAACAGGAAGAAGUGGUAAAUUAGGGCAAGAAAAGUGAGCAGGAGAAGGAGGAAACUCCUCAGGAAUGUGAAAUAGAUGUUGCCUAGAUUAGUAGAAUGUGAGACAAUAAUUGUUAGAGUGAGGAUGCUAUGUGUUUAUAUGCUCCCAUGUCAAAUAUAUCUGUCUGCUGCUAAGACCUGAUCUCACAUUUGGGUUUGUUUUUUUUCUUUCCUCUUUGUGACUUCUCUGUCUCUUAAAUUAAAGGGAAAUUGUACAAAAAAUACGUAUUUAAGUGAAAAUGCAGAAAAUAUGUUUAUCUUAUGCGCCAGAACCUGUACCACAUGCACAAAUGUAUGGCUUUUGACACAAUGAGCAUAUUUGUCAAAUGGGACACUAGGAGAAAUACACCCAAAGAGGUUUAUCUACAUGCACAACUACAAUAUGUAAAAAAAAAAAACAGAAUGCACUCAAAAAAUGUACUGUUAUCAAUGUGUGAAUAAAAAUGUGAAUAAAAA
Molecule: messenger RNA, 2006 nt
Organism: Menidia menidia (Atlantic silverside)
Lineage: Eukaryota; Metazoa; Chordata; Actinopteri; Atheriniformes; Atherinopsidae
Source: the annotation of a GenBank genome assembly